GGAAGGUUGGGGAAGGCGGGCGGCCCCUGUGAGGGGAGGGCAUUGAGGGGUCCCGUCCCUCCCCUCACCAGGGAAGGCUGUGGGGGCGACCCCUCUGAGGGGAGGCUGUUGAGGGGUCCCGCUCCUCCCCUCAGCGGGCGCUUGGAGCGUUCCAUCCCUCCCGGAGGGGGGUUUGGGGUCCCGUCCCUUAUGGAGGGGUCUCUGGACUGGGGGUCCCGUCCCGUCCCUCCCCUCACGCUUCGGGUUUGGGGGAGGGUCCCGUCCCUCACCGGGUGCGGGAUUCUGGGGGGGUCUCUCCCCUCACCGGUUGGGGUUUGGAGGAGGGUCCCGUCCCUCCCCUCACGGUGGGGGGGUUUGGCCGUCCCGUCCCUCCCCUCACGUGGGUUUUUGGGGCCGGGCGGUUCCCGCUGUCCCCGCUCCGCCUCACGGGGGUCCCGCACCGGCCCCGCCGCUCCGGGCUCGCUAACGGCCCUUCGUUCCUCCCUCCCUCCGCCGCCGCAGGGCCGCGAUCCCGGAGCCCCGGCGAUCCCAGCGCCUGGACCUUAACACCUUGCCCUUUUCCACGUGAAGCUCAGCCAUGACUGACCAAGAGUUCAUUCUCUGCAAGUGGAAGAGGCGUUUGUGGCCAGCCAAGGUUUUGUGCAAACCUGGAGUUGCUGGGGGCAGUCCUGUUGCCACCACAACAAGGAUGGGAUUGAAAGCUGAAAUCCUUGGCUUGGAGAAGCAGGUCAGUGUGAGCUCUGCAAACGUGGUUCCCCUGACAGAGGAGAGGAUCAAGGACAUCGCCUCCACCUUGGAGCAAAAGAAAAGCAUGAGUGAGGCCGUGGAGGAGCUGCAAUAUCGCUGUUCCCUUAAAAUUGCCCUGGAUAUUCUCCAUCAGACUAACUCCAGCAAUCAAAUGCCACCUGCAGAAGGACCAAAUCCCAAAUUUUCCCGGGAGAAAUGUGCCCCACCCACCCCCUCCCAGAGCUUCUUGUUGCGCUCUCGCUUUAAAAAGUCGGAACCUGAGGCUGCCAAGAGGAAAAGAAAACCCCAGAAUAACUGUGGGCUGAAGGAUGAUCCCAAAGCACGCGGCCAGGGAGGUCCUGUGGCUCCAGGAGGGAGUGGAAAAGCACCUGGAAGUGGCACAAACCCUGCCAGGUGUGGUGCCAGGAACUCGAGUGUGGCACCAGCCCCUGACAGUCACAACUGCAAAAAUCCAGAACCAAAAUCAUCACCCAGACAGAGGAAAAUCCAACCCAAAAUGGGGAAUGGAGUUUCCUUUAAGCCAGAGGCUGGAAGAAGUCAGCAAGGAAGGAAAAGAUGUAGGGAUGAUUCCCCCCCGGAUCAAGCACAGGUGGCUCCUGAGGAGGGGUCUCCCUCUGUCUCCUCUAAAUCUGGCACCGUGGAACCUUCCAGAAAGACAGGAACUCAGCCUGGGAAAACAUUCCUGGAUUCCUCCUGUGAAACUGCCUCGGAUGAGUUGGAGAAAAGCAUCAGCAGUGAGAGUGAGAGCCUGGCAAAGCAGCUGGAUGGGAGGAGAGAGGCGGAGGGUGGAAAACACCUGGAUGGGGCAGGUGUGGCCUCAGGCACAGACAGGAAAUGCAGGAACCACCCCGGAUCCUCACCUGGGCCUUCUGGUGCCUUCCCUCAGCCUCAGGAGGAGGAAAACCAGGAUCCCUCACACCUGGCUGGGAAUAAAGCCCCUGACUCUGAGGAAGAUGAAGGGCUGGAACCCUCUGGGAUGUCUUCCAGGAGAGUUUCCUCAGAAAGCCUCCCUCCACUCUCACCUCUGGCAGAUGAAGAGGAGGAAGAUUUCCCAAGCGUUCUGUCCCAUCGAGAACCCAAAUUCUUCGAGGAAGGGAUGUUGGUGUGGUGCAAGCUGCGGCGGUAUCCGUACUGGCCAGCAGUGGUAAAAACAGUGAAGAGGAAGCACCGGAGGGCCUGUGUGCUCUUCAUAGAUGGCACCACAAAUGAGAAGAAAAAAGGUUUUUCAGUGUCUCUGAAGAGCCUGAAACACUUUGACUGUGAGGAGAAGCAGAAUCUCAUUGAACGAGCCAAGGAGAACUAUUCCAGGGAAAUCGAGUGGUGCCUCCAGCUGAUCCGGGACUAUCGGAUCCGAGUGGGCUGUCAUUCUUUCACUGGAUCCUUCCUGGAGUAUUUUGCUGCUGAUAUCAGCUACCCAGUGAGGAAAGAGGGAUACCAGAGUGUGGUGCAGAUGGCAUUCCCAAACACAGGGGAGGAAGAGGCUGGACAGUCUUCCUCAGACACCUCCCCCCAGAAACCCCCGAGGAAGCUCCUCCCUGACAGGACCAGAGCUGCCAGGGACAGGGAGAACAAGAAGCUGGUGGAGUUCAUAGUGAAGACCAAAGGGGCUGAAGAGCAUCUGCUGGGCAUCUUGAAAAGUGGGAAACAAUCCCGCUGGCUGAAGAAAUUCCUGAAUUCCAGCCGGUACAUGACCUGUGUGGAGACUUACCUGGAGGAUGAGGAGCAGCUGGACCUGGUGGCUGGGUACCUGAAGGAGGUGUACAGGGAGAUGGACACCAAGAACCUGCACCAGAUCCUGGGGGAUGGCAUCAGAUUCAUCUCAGAUGUGCUUUUACCUGAGGCCAUCAUCUGUGCCAUUGCUGCCGUGGAUGACAUUGAUUAUGAGAAGGCAGAAGAGAAGUACAUUAAAGGACCACCUGUGAGCAAAAGAGAGAGAGAGUUGUUUGAUGAACAAAUCCUGGGAAGCAAAAAGCUCAAGACUGAGCCAGAGCCUGCAGAGAGCUGAGGAGUGGCCAGGGCUGUCCUGGGCCAGGUGUAAAUAACCAGUGGUGCUUUGUAUAAAA
Molecule: messenger RNA, 2810 nt
Organism: Pyrgilauda ruficollis (rufous-necked snowfinch)
Lineage: Eukaryota; Metazoa; Chordata; Aves; Passeriformes; Passeridae
Gene: PWWP3A
Product: PWWP domain containing 3A, DNA repair factor
Exons: 14
Coding region: 578-2752 (724 amino acids)
Source: RefSeq, a predicted model, not a curated record